This is a messenger RNA of Cyclopterus lumpus (lumpfish), 2205 nucleotides long. RefSeq names its product tubulin folding cofactor C (gene tbcc). Gene Ontology annotation, biological process: tubulin complex assembly; post-chaperonin tubulin folding pathway. Bases 256 to 1293 code for a protein of 345 amino acids. The transcript has 2 exons. Gene Ontology annotation, molecular function: tubulin binding. Gene Ontology annotation, cellular component: cytoplasm. The record is from RefSeq and is a predicted model, not a curated record. Lineage: Eukaryota; Metazoa; Chordata; Actinopteri; Perciformes; Cyclopteridae.
CUGCUCGAUGUUUACGGUUGUUUGAGUUUCCACAUUGAACGAGGUGUUGGCUUUAUGUUGUGUCAGCCAGCAAAGGUAUGCAGCUAUCUUGGAACUACGUUAUGUAAAGGGGGACAUUAAAAAACCCAUGUUCACUCAUUUUGAUCCAGCAGAGAAAUGGGCAGGUGGCAGUAAACGCCUGUUAAUCCAGACUAAUCCACCAACGAAGAAGAAAGUGUGACGGUUCACUUCCGCAACUACUGACAGUGCGACAACAUGGACGCGAUGCCCGAAUUCAACCGGGAGUCUGGGUUUGCGGGCGAAAGCGGCGCCGUGAAGAUACAAGAGCGACUCCAGAAGCGGCACCAGGCGAGGGCGGAGGACGCCGAGCGGAGGAAGGAAGCCAAGGAGAGCAAGUCGGUCGCGGAGGAACAGGGCGAGUACUUCUGCAGCUCUUUCUACACGGAGCGGGCGUCCAUCGAGGAGCUGCUGUCCGGCUGCUCCGGAGCCGACCGGGCCGCGGUGGCUCUACUGCUGGAGGAGGUGACGGCCAGGACCCUCCAGCUGCAGAAGUUCCUGAACGACAGCACGUUGUUUCUCACGCAGUACGAGCUGAGGAAAGCCCAGGACGCUCUCCAGAAGCUCCAGUCCUCCCUCGCCGAGGCCAGAGAGGAGGCCCUGCCCAGGAAGAAGUUUGCCUUUCGAGCUCGCGCCAAAGCGACAGAUAAAGCCCCUGCAGCUGACGCACCCCCACCUGAUGCCGGCGCACCUGCAGAUUCUGGUGGGGCCAAGGUGGAUGGCGCUGCGGAGUCUGUGCAGUGCAGCUUCUCCAACAUGGACAGCGUGUGUCUGACGAAGACUGCCGAGGAGAUCCAGAAACGAGACGUGCUGUUGACUCACCUGACGAACUGCAAGGUCCGCCUGUUCGGUUCCCCCAGCACGCUGCACCUGAAACACAUCGACAGCUGUGAGAUCCUGUGUGGCCCCGUGUCCAGUUCGGUAUUCAUUGACCACUGCAGAAACAGUACUCUGGCCAUCCCUUGCCAGCAGCUGCGUACCCACCACACCACAGACACAAAGGUGUAUCUGCACGUCACCAGCCGGGCCAUCAUCGAGGACUGUCGUGGCGUGAGCUUCGCCCCGUUCUCCUGGUCGUAUCCCACCCUGGAGGAGGACUAUGCCGUGUCUGGCUUAGACCAGGGCCGAAACAACUGGAGCCAGGUGGAUGACUUCAACUGGCUCGCCGCAGGAACGCAUUCCCCGAACUGGUCCGUCAUUCCAGAAGCGGACAGGAGAACCAACUGGGAUCCCUAGAAUUACAUCUUAAAACCGUGUUAUUUACCAAAGUAACAUAUGAAAUGUGUUUCAGCCCCUAAUGCAGAUAAGGUGUCAAUUCACAUUGCAGAUCAGUUUAUUUAUGCGGCUGCUGUUUGUUAAAGUUUCACUAAGAAAUACAAAUAUUUCCACCUGCACCUCACACUUUUUUUUUCUCAGACUUGAAUGUUCCUAUCUAGAGCCAGUGUUUGGUUUGUCCCUUCUGGGCUACUGUAGAAACAAUAAAAAUAUGCAUUUCAACUGUAACAUCUCAUACAUAAUACAACUCUUUAAAGACAGUUUAGUUUACUCCUACGUCGGACAAAGAGAAGCAGAAAUCCUCAUAAGAUUUUUUUUUUUUUGCUUAAAAAUGGGAUUUAUAAUUCAUCUAAUUGUUAUCAUUCUCAAAAGUCAGAUUUAGGUUGAGUUUUAUGAGUACUUUUUAAGGCUGUUCCCCUCCUGCUGAUCCUGCCUCACACACACGUCACCGUGGUUACGGUCAGAGGCAGAAUCUCCUCUGGCUCAAUGAAUGGACCAUUAGUGACUGUCAGGAACUCUGACCUAUUAAAAGGAUGAAAUGGGAGUCAUUGUGAGUGUUACAAAGCACCUGUUUCAUGGAGACCGGAUAUCAAAAAAACCUCAAAUGUAUCGUAUAAUACAGCUACAGAAUAAUUAAACGGACUAUUUAAACCAUUUGAGCGUAAAAGCUAUAAAGUGCUCUCACACAGUGCUGCAUAAUCAGCCUCCAUUACAAUGGAUUUGAGUAAAUGACUUGAAUAAAGAACCAAUGCUAAAAUAAUGUGCCUUUAUACUGCUCCACCCCCACGGCCCUGAGUGCCACUUACUUACAGAGAGCAACUAAAAAAAAGGAAUUGAAAUGUGACACAAAUAAAGAGGCUUCCUGCUCAAUAA